This is a messenger RNA of Plectropomus leopardus (leopard coralgrouper), 935 nucleotides long. RefSeq lists its product as uncharacterized. Gene Ontology annotation, molecular function: 2 iron, 2 sulfur cluster binding. Lineage: Eukaryota; Metazoa; Chordata; Actinopteri; Perciformes; Serranidae. The record is from RefSeq and is a predicted model, not a curated record.
UCCGCACGGCUGACCGUCGUACCUCUCGGCCUGGCGGUUAAUAUGGAAUAUUUUCACCGAGUAAGCUGCCAAAUGCAUUUGCACCGGCGGAAAAAAACAGCUCUCUUGUAGCGCAAAUUAGAAAAGCAGCUCACUCCGCCGUUUUUUUAAUGGCUUCUGGCUCCGGAGAUGAGGAGGGAAACACGGAAGGCGUUUCAUGGAGGCUUAUAGGCCCAGCAGCGGGGCUCUCCAAGAAGCGCUGCCGUCUAAUGUACUCCUCCCUCGGUUACGACUCUGAUGUCUGCCUCUUCUAUGUGAAGGGGGAGUUUUUUGCUAUGGAUGCUCGCUGUGCUCAUGCCGGCGGUCCUCUGUGUGAGGGGGACAUCGAGGAAGCAGAUGGAGUCCUGCAGGUCUUCUGUCCCUGGCACGACUACGACUUUGACCUCAGAACUGGGAAGUCAGGGACCUCCUUACAGCAACAAGUGUAUGAAGUCAAGCUGGAGGAUGGCAAUGUGUACGUGAAACACGCCAGUCGUCUCUCCUUAGAGCCUUUUCCUGCGAAUCAGAAGAAUUGAACAACCUCGGCGCCGACGCCUUGUCGUCUAGCCCUUCGUGAAGCCGCUGCCGAGGUCUAUUUUUAAGACUUGUUCCACAAACCCAAGCCAUCUGAAACAUUCCUAAGCCUUAUCUGUCAUUUUCACAGACCGUUUCUACUUUGGUUGCUGUGGACUCAAGACGAUAUCGAGAGGAUUGUCUGAAGAGGACAUGACAUCAUGAAAUAGUUUCAGAGUUUUUCUUGCUGGCAUUCCAGGUAGAGACUCAUCACAGACACUGAACACAGAGCUGUGGCUCACUGUGUGCUCACCUUGAUAACUUUGAUAACACACCAGAUGGUAGCAAACAUGCAACAUGAAAACACAAAAUGUUACUUUUUUCCAGCAGAUGUUAUAGAACUA